UCGUGCUGUGCUGUUUUGACUUCAGCACGUGAGCCCAUCCGCGGUACAUGGAGUUCCAGCGGGAGCAGCUGAGGGGAGAUGUCCAGGAAAAGAGCCGCAGAGUCGGUGUCCGCGCCCAGUAACACCCCGGAGGGGAAGCGGGCCCGCUGGGGCAUUCUGAUCAGCCAAGGGUCCUGGGCAGAUCGCUCUCCACUCCAUGAUGCUGCCUCUCAGGGUCGCCUGCUGGUCCUGCGCAGGCUGCUGGCUGAGGAAAAUCAUGCAAACAUCCACACCAUCGACCAUGUGACGCCGCUCCAUGAAGCCUGUCUGUCGGGACACGUAGCAUGUGUCAGGGCGUUAUUAAGUGCCGGAGCUAAUGUGAAUGCGGCCACCAUUGAUGGUGCCACCCCUCUGUACAACUGCUGUGCCUCAGGGAGUGUUGGCUGUAUGGAACUGCUGCUGCAGAAUGGAGCACAUGUGCAGACACGUCACACACACUUCCCUUCACCAUUGCACGAAGCCUGCAGGAGAGGUAACAGUGAGUGCGUGGAGUCCCUUCUUUCUCAUGGAGCGGAUCCAGAUUAUCAGGUCCCCCACUUGGGCUCUCCCCUCUAUGUGAGCUGUCUACACCGACACACAGCCUGCUCAAAGAUUCUGUUGGACAGAGGAGCCAAUGUUAAUGCAGGCAGAGGAGAUGAAAGCCCUCUACAUGCAGCCGCCAGACAGGACAGCCCAGACUUGGUGUCAGUUUUACUCGAUCACGGAGCUCAAGUCAAGCUCAGAGAUGCCAACGACCAGCGGCCUGUAGAUCUUGCACCUCCUGGUGGAAAGACACACCAGCUGCUUGUGGCAUUUGAAGUGUCACCGAGGAGUCUCUGCCAGCUGUGUCGUCUCCGGAUCAGGAAUGUGAUUGGGCGAGCCAGGCUCAAGUUGCUUCCUCUCCUCCCUCUUCCUUCACUUCUCACUCAGUACUUGGAGCACUUAUAGAGCAAUGGCGACAUAGGCUGCAUGCCCACGGCAGCAUGUUACCUUCUAUACCUGUCAGUCCAGAUGUAGUGAAUGCAGGUAGCAUUUCCUGCCAGCAUAUCACCAUGGACACAGCUGGAUGCACAUCCUGCACUAGCUUUGUACUCCUGUAAGUGGAGCAGUUUCUGUUGGAAAAUAUUUUCAGAUUGGAUCAUCAUGUGUUAUUGAGGAAACCUUUUUUUAACGGAGAAUGCUUCUCAAAUUGGAGCUUGUUUCUAAUAUGUGUGAAUGAUAAGUGAAAUGCUAAUAACUCAUCUUAGAGACAUUCAGCACAACAGUGCGAUCAGAAGAUUUAGACAUUUGAUUGGAUGCAGUGAACCACUGUUUAUUUAUAGUUUCACCUAGAGAAAGCAAACAGAUUAUUAAAAUGAUUCAGUGUAUAUAGAAUUCAAAUGACAGAUCUUGGCAGCUUGCAAAUUGGACUGUAAAGGUAACCAAUAAACGUUUUGUUUGCUGUUUUAUUGUCGUAUUGAACUUUGGUACACAGCUAUCACACUAAAUAGUAGAAAACAGAUGAUAACAGCUACAACAACAGGUGAUCAAAUACUGAAUGCUAAAUGAUCAGACAAUAUUUAACACACAGAGAUGUAUGUUCAAGUGGAAGGAAAAUGACCACAAUCAGUUCACAGAGGUUGGAGUACCUGCAGACGGAAGCUGGGUGACUUAGUCAUGAGGUGGAGGAUGUGCAGCGGAGCAGGGAGGACUGUUCAUCUGAACAGUGACUCAAAAUGGACCUGAAGCUGGGGGGUCCAAGUUUAUCAUUAAUUAAAGCAGAACCGAUGCUGUU
Molecule: messenger RNA, 1792 nt
Organism: Fundulus heteroclitus (mummichog)
Lineage: Eukaryota; Metazoa; Chordata; Actinopteri; Cyprinodontiformes; Fundulidae
Gene: asb5b
Product: ankyrin repeat and SOCS box containing 5b
Exons: 7
Coding region: 79-966 (295 amino acids)
Biological process (GO): protein ubiquitination; intracellular signal transduction; positive regulation of protein catabolic process
Molecular function (GO): protein binding
Source: RefSeq, a predicted model, not a curated record